AUGCUUAACGCCUGGCGUUUAACAAUGCUCAAGGAUAAGCUGGACCGGAUGAACAAACGUUGUGUAAAGGAAGAGGAGCAGCUUGCAGUACAUCGCUCUGCGAGAUUAUGCAACCUAGUUUAUCUUUUCUUUUUGGUCACCUAUGCAUCGUUUGGAAUUUUGAGCGUAUUCCCGGCGGUCUUAAAAGGACGAACACCUUGGCGUAUAUAUAUUCCGUAUUUUGACUGGAGAGUUAGCACUUCCAAUUUAAUGAUCGCUUCUUCAUUUGAAUUUCUUUGUAUGGGAUCAGCGCUCUCACUAAAUCACUUAAAUGACGCUUAUCCUCUAGUGUUUGGCUUGGUCAUUCGCUUGAACAUUGAUUUGCUCAAGAAGCGCAUUCAAAAUUUACGCACUGAUCCGUGCAAAUGUGAGGAGCAGAACUAUGAGGAUCUAAAAAACUGUAUUGAUGAUCACAAGCAAAUACUGGAUGCCUGCAACCUCAUAAGACCCUGCCUAUCGCAAAUUAUUUGUAUGCAAUUCUUAUUUGUUGGCGUAUUGUAUGGCAUUACUAUGAUGAAUCUAAUGUUCUUUGUGAAUUUUUGGACUGGCAUAUCCUGCAUGAUAUACUUUUUUGGAAUCAUCUGUCAGACAUUUCCCUUCUGCUAUAUUUGCACACUAAUCGACUCCGACUGCGAUGAUUUGGCCCUCUCUAUUUUUAGCUCAAAUUGGCAAGAUGCGAGCCCUCGUUAUAAGUCAACGCUGCGACACUUUCUACACCAUGCUCAACAGAAUAUUACCUUCACGGCCGGCGGUAUUUUUCCUAUCUCCUUGAACACGAAUAUAAGUUUAGCUAAAAUGGCCUUUUCGGUAGUAACAUUUGUUAAGCAAAUGAAAAUACUCGAUAGUUUGAAUGAUAAGUAG
Molecule: messenger RNA, 900 nt
Organism: Drosophila innubila
Lineage: Eukaryota; Metazoa; Arthropoda; Insecta; Diptera; Drosophilidae
Product: odorant receptor 59b-like
Exons: 3
Coding region: 1-900 (299 amino acids)
Biological process (GO): sensory perception of smell; detection of chemical stimulus involved in sensory perception of smell
Cellular component (GO): plasma membrane
Molecular function (GO): olfactory receptor activity; odorant binding
Source: RefSeq, a predicted model, not a curated record